This is a messenger RNA of Trematomus bernacchii (emerald rockcod), 929 nucleotides long. Its product is annotated as zinc finger protein 277-like. Lineage: Eukaryota; Metazoa; Chordata; Actinopteri; Perciformes; Nototheniidae. The coding region runs from base 49 to 375 and encodes 108 amino acids. The record is from RefSeq and is a predicted model, not a curated record. The transcript is spliced from 2 exons.
GGCUUCUGAUUGGUCCGUCAGCCGCUGUUUGGCCAUGUGACACCAGAGAUGGCAGCCUGUACUCGAAACAGAGAUGGUGACGACAGCAUCCUGGAGCCUCUGAGUUUCCCGGAGCAGCCGCCUGAUGCUCCCGGUGUCCCCGGUGAGGAGCUGCUGGUCUGUCUCUUCUGUCCCGACUCAGAGAGACAGAAAGACGUCCUCCUCAAACACCUGCUGCUGGAGCACAAGCUGGUCAUCGCAGACGUCAAACUCAUCGCUGACCUCCCAAAGUACGAGCUGCAGCUGGAGAUCAAACUCAGGGAUAGAAUAGAACAUAUCUUUAUUGUCAUCAUACAAAGUACAACAAAAUUUCUUUGGCAACUCUCACUGCAGUAACAAAUAGACACAAAUAAAUGAAUCAGAGGUGAAAGCAGAGGUCGUAGCGAUGACAGCGCAACGAGAUAACACUCAAUGUCAAUGUGCAUAUUUACUCAGUCUAAAUACAUGAAAUGUACAGAACUGUAUGAAUGUAGUGUGUUUCUAAUUGUGUGUUUCUAAAGGGUGAUAGGAACCAAAGGAUGCAGUAGAAUAGCCCUAAAUAUUUGUAAAUAGUGGCUGCAGUCUUUGAGAUGAAAUGAAUGUGGAGAAUGUUCCUGUCUGCAAUUUGUGAUGAAGCCAAACAGCAGAGAGCUAGCCGGCUGUGCUAGUAUUUUAUUGAUUGAUUUGUUUAUUCCACACAUGGCAGGUAUUUGAAAACAAAACAUGUACACUUGUAUUCUUUUCCUUUUAUAGCGCAUGGUGGAAAGGAGCAGGGAGAAGAAACUCUUAUUUGACCUGCCUCUUCAAAACCAAAACAAAAUGAACUAACCAUUCAAAAGUCAAAUCAAAGCAAUAUUCUUUCAGUCACAGCUGCUUACAAAUACUGAACCAUAAAGCCAGAACAGAAUCAA